CCUGAAACCGGAUCUCGGUGUCAGAGCCGCCCCCGGGCCGGGCGGGCACCUCAGCAAUGGCCCUGCGCAAGGAGCUGCUUAAGUCCAUCUGGUACGCUUUCACCGCACUGGACGUGGAGAAGAGCGGCAAGGUCUCCAAGUCCCAGCUCAAGGUGCUGUCCCACAACCUGUACACGGUCCUGCACAUCCCCCACGACCCUGUGGCUCUGGAGGAGCACUUCCGGGACGAUGACGAUGGCCCCGUGUCCAGCCAAGGAUACAUGCCUUACCUCAACAAGUACAUCCUGGACAAGGUGGAGGAGGGGGCUUUCGUUAAGGAGCACUUUGAUGAGCUGUGUUGGACCCUGACGGCCAAGAAGAACUAUCGGGUGGACAGCAACGGGAACAGCAUGCUCUCCAAUGAGGAUGCCUUCCGCCUCUGGUGCCUCUUCAACUUCCUGUCUGAGGACAAGUACCCUCUGAUCAUGGUUCCUGAUGAGGUGGAAUACCUGCUGAAGAAGGUGCUCAGCAGCAUGAGCUUGGAGGUGGGCUUGGGUGAGCUGGAAGAGCUGCUGGCCCAGGAAGCCCAGGCAGCCCAGACCAGCGGAGGGCUCAGCGUCUGGCAGUUCCUGGAACUCUUCAACUCGGGGCGCUGCCUUCGAGGUGUGGGGCGGGACACUCUCAGCAUGGCCAUCCAUGAAGUCUAUCAGGAACUCAUCCAAGAUGUCCUGAAGCAGGGCUACCUGUGGAAGCGAGGGCACCUGAGGAGGAACUGGACAGAACGCUGGUUCCAGCUGCAGCCCAGCUGCCUCUGCUAUUUUGGGAGUGAAGAGUGCAAGGAGAAAAGGGGUACCAUCCCACUGGACGCACAGUGCUGCGUGGAGGUGCUGCCCGACCGAGAGGGGAAGCGCUGCAUGUUCUGUGUGAAGACAGCCUCCCGAACGUACGAGAUGAGCGCCUCAGACACACGCCAGCGCCAGGAAUGGACAGCUGCCAUCCAGACCGCGAUCCGGCUGCAGGCGGAGGGGAAGACGUCGUUGCACAAGGACCUGAAGCAGAAGCGGCGCGAGCAGCGGGAGCAGCGGGAGCGGCGCCGGGCAGCCAAGGAGGAGGAGCUGCUGCGGCUGCAGCAGCUGCAGGAGGAGAAGGAACGGAAGCUGCAGGAGCUGGAGUUGCUACAGGAGGCGCAGCGGCAAGCCGAGCGCCUGUUGCAGGAGGAGGAGGAACGACGCCGCAGCCAGCACCGCGAGCUGCAGCAGACCCUCGAGGGCCAAUUGCGCGAGGCGGAGCAGGCCCGGGCCUCCAUGCAAGCCGAGAUGGAACUGAAGAAGGAGGAGGCUGCCCGGCAGCGGCAGCGCAUCCAAGAGCUGGAGGAGAUGCAGCAGAGGCUUCAGGAGGCCCUGCAACUGGAGGUGAAAGCGCGGCGGGAUGAGGAGGCUGUGCGCCUAGCCCAGACCAGACUGCUGGAGGAGGAGGAGGAGAAGCUGAAGCAGCUGCUGCAGCUGAAAGAGGAGCAGGAGCGCUACAUCGAGCGGGCGCAGCAGGAGAAGCAAGAGCUGCAGCAGGAGAUGGCGCUGCAGAGCCGCUCCCUGCAGCGAGCCCAGCAGCAGCUGGAGGAGGUGCGGCAGAACCGGCAGAGGGCCGACGAGGACGUGGAGGCUGCCCAGAAGAAGCUGCGCCAGGCCAGCACCAAUGUGAAACACUGGAAUGUUCAGAUGAACCGACUCAUGCAUCCAAUUGAGCCCGGAGACAAGCGUCCCACCACCAGCAGCUCCUUCACAGGCUUCCAGCCCCUUCCACUUGCCCGCCGUGACUCCUCCUUAAAGCGCCUGACCCGCUGGGGAUCCCAGGGCAACAGGACCCCCUCACCCAGCAGCAGUGAGCAGCUGAAGUCCCUCAACGGUGGGGAUGAGGCUCCCAUCUCGGCUUCCACCCCCCGGGAAGAUAAACUGGACCCAUCGCCAGAAAAUUAGCCUCUGCUAUCCCCUUCCCCACCCCCCAACCUCAUACCCACCAGAACCUGGCCACAGCUGGCCUGUGGGUGAUGCCAACCCCUGCAGAAGAGGGAGCUGAGGACCUGGUGCCAGGAGCCCAGGCCCUCUAACCAUGAAACAGUCCAGAACGGAGCCUUGUUUAUUUUGGGCACCAGCCCCAGACCCCUGACCACUGAGGCUGUCUGGGAUGUUGAUCCUUGAGAACUUGAUCCUGUGCCUUAACCCCAAGGACCCUAUGCCCUGGGCUGGAAAAGAGACCAAACAAGCAAGCAAGCCAGCGGCAUGUGCCCUCAGACUGCCACCAAGCUGUAGAGGCACGUUUCUAAAUAAAAACUGCCCUUGGAGUGAAUCCUUGAUCAGGUCUGCCGUCCAUCUCUCCUGCCACGUCCUCUCUUCCUUCCUCAAGUCCAGUUAUAAGUCUCAGGAGUGAAGUGGAGUGCAGUGGCUAGGAAAGUACAUUCUGCCACUUACCAACUGGGUGACUUUGGUCAAGUUUGUUCACCUCACAGUGUUUCAGUUCCUGUGUUGGUAAAACAGGAAUAAUAAUAAGAUGUAACUUAUAGGGUUGUUGUGAGGAUCAAGUGCUUGGCACAUGAGCAAGGACUAUUAUUAGUAUCACCCAAAAGUGUUUACUGAGCAUCUAUUCUAUGCCCCAAAACUUCCCUGUUAUUUAAUUCUCAUGGCAACCCUGAGAGGUGGAUGUUAUUAUUCGCAUUUUACAGGUGGGGAAAUUGAGGCUCAGAGAGGUCAGAUAACUUGCCCAAAGCCUUCCAAACUUGCUUCUUUUCCCAUAUUAUUUGACUCACUGACCUUGUCACCCAAGGCAGAGAUAUGGGAAUCUAAGAUGCUCCUUUCCUCUCAUCCCCCUCGUGCAAAACCAUCAUGAAAUGUGGUAGGUUCUGCUCUACUCUCUCAUAGCUUUCAGUCCCUCUCUAUGGCCACUGUGGCUGCUACUGUGGUUAACCUAAGGCCUUUGUAUUCUCCUGCCUGCUCACCUUUGACUCCUUUUUCAUCUUGCCCCAUAUCUAAUCAGUCAAGUCAAAUUCACAUUCCCUUAUGUGGCACAUGAGGCCCAGGAAAGCCUCCUAUGCCUCUGCUUUACAGAUCUGCUAACAGUUCUCUCAUUUUCUUCCCCUGGGCCUGCACGCUGGCUGCCCUUCCCACCUUACUUCACAUAACAGCCUUCAUAACUAGAUGCAUGAGUUCCUUGAGGGCAUGGACGUAUCUUCUUCAACUUAUGUCCCCAGUGCCUAGUACAGUGCUUGGCUCUUAGCAAACAUGCAACAGUGUUUGUUGAAUAAUUAAAUUCUAAAAUGAAUGACUGGGUGUCACACAGCUUAAAAGUGAUAAAGUAGCUAAGAUUCAAACUCAAGCCCAUUCAUUUAUUCAAUGAAUUAUUCGUUAAGCUCCUAUAUCAUGCUAGGUGCUGGCUAUAGGGCACAGAACAAAACAAGAGAGAGUCGCUGCCCUCCUGUAGCUUAUGUGCUGUCUGAUAUCAAAGUUCAAAUCUUUUGCCAGUACCCCAAACUCUACUGCAAGGAACUUCAUUAUAGUCUAUGUAAAGUGCCAUGAAACGAAACUACCAGUAUAGCAUGAUACGUAUUUCAGGGAUGGGAAGUGAGGUUCAAACUCUAAGUGCAGUACAAUUCAGGAAUUCAGAAGAAAGGGAAGCAUUAGGCAGGAACUGGGAUUCACAAUGGCCCUUAACUUUUUUACUUUUUUUUUUUUUUUACUUUUUUUUUUUUAACGUUUAUUUAUUUUUGAGACAGAGAGAGACAGAGCAUGAAUGGGGGAGGAUCAGAGAGAGGGAGACACAGAAUCUGAAACAGGCUCCAGGCUCUGAGCGGUCAGCACAGAGCCCGACGCAGGGCUCGAACUCAUAGACCGCAAAAUCAUGACCUGAGCCGAAGUCGGCCGCUUAACCGACUGAGCCACCCAGGCGCCCCUGCUUUUCUUUUUAAGUUUAUUUAUUUGAGAGAGAGAGCACGUGCACAGGGGAAGGGGAAGGGCAGAGAGAGAAUCUCUGCUAAGAGUGUGGAGCCCCACUUGGGGCUCAGUCUCAUGAACCUUGAGAUCAUGACCUGAGCUGAUCAAGAGUUGGACACUUAACUGAGACACCCAGGCACCCCGGCCCUUAAAAUUUUUAAUAAGAAAGGAGAGCAAGAGGGGUGCCUGGGUGGCUCAGUUUGUCGGGCAUCCGACUUUGGCUCAGGCCAUGAUCUCACGGUUCGGUUUGUGGGUUUGAGCCCCACGUCAGGCUCUGUGCUGACUGUUCAGAGCCAGGAGCCUGCUUCGGAUUCUGUGUCUCCCUCUCUCUCUCUGCCCCUCCCCCACUCGUGCUCUGUCUCUUUCUCUCUCAAAAAUAAGCAAACAGUAAAAAACAUUAAAAAGGAAGGAAAGCAGGAGAACAUGGAAACAAGGUAAGUAGAAAGAAGCAUAACACAUCUGUGAGCACAAGAAAUCUGGAUUCUGGAUAUCGACUGGGAGGAUCAAUUGUCCUCUAAUUGGAGUGCGGUGUCUCUAGGGUACAACGAAUUUUAAGAAAAUCAGUGUGCAGAUCCUCAACUUCCAAGUGUUCCCUCUACCAAAACUGCUUCCCUCCUUCAUAAUGCCAACUUCCCUACUUUCAGUAACAAGGUUCACCACUCACUCACCCACUAUCUUUCAAUGGCGGACUACCCAGAGGGGUAAACGCCCUGGAACACUAAACAAAGCAACAAUUUGCAAUGCUGGUGGUGCCUGUGGGUGCUGAGGAAAUGAAUGGCUCAAAAGCUGGACAACAAAUUCUUUUUGUUUUCAAGCAGGAGGUUUCUAAAUCUUUGCUUUCAAAACCUAGAAGGACUUAAUUGCAUCAUCAGCUGAAAAAUCAUUAACAAUCUCUUUUUAUAAUAGAUCUUUGUGAUUUUUUUUUUUUUUUUUUUUUUGGUAAACAACUGAGAUUUAGAUGCCACUGCUCUGUCAAAACUCUCAGUUCCCAUAUACUUACUGAUAUGAACAAGGUUUCUCAGCUUAAAAAUGAAAACAUGGGCCUGGAAGGGAUGCUGAAUGCAGAAUUCCUGAAGUAAGUCAUGUUCAACUAUAAGCAUAUGAACUACCUAGGGAAAAAAACAGCCCAUCCAUUCAUUAAGAAAUACAUUUUCUGGGGGUGCCUGGGUGGUUCAGUUGGUUGAGCAGUUAAGCAUCUGACUUUGGCUCAGGUCAUGAUCUCACGGUUUGUGAGUUCAAGCCCCGCGUCGGGCUCUGUGCUGACAGCUCAGAGCCUGGAGCCUGCUCUGGAUUCUGUGUCUCCCUCUCUCUGCCCCUCCCCAACUUGUGCUCUGUCUCUAUCUCUCAAAAAUACAUGAAACGUUAAAAAAAAAAAAAAACAAACCCACACUUCCGGGGCACCUGGGUGGCUCAGUCGGUUAAGUGACCUACUUCGGCUCUGGUCAUGAUCUCAGUUUGUGGGUUCAAGCUCUGCUUGGGAUUCUCUUUCCCUGUCUCACUCUGUCCCUCCCCCACUCAUGCUCUCUCUCUCUCUCUCUUAUCAGUAAAUAAAUAAACUUUAAAAAUACAUUUUCAAUGUAUGGUUUGUGUUUAUGUGUAUUACUUAUAAAAAUCAUAAUAUUUAUAUUGAUCCGAUCAAUUGGGUAUUACUAAUUUUGUAAUGGCCACUCAAACCAGAAAAAAAUUCUCACUUAGAGUUAUAAAACUCUAAACUGUAAAAACUAUAUAAAACUAUAAAGUUGUAUGAAACUGAAACUUUUUUAAAUUCUCAACUUAUACACAUAUUUUGGUUGCAGAGAUGUACGAUACAGUAAUCAAUAAAAAAUGCAAAAUAUAUAUUACAUUGAUCAGAUUUUUGAGGGGAAAUUGGAACUAAAAUGCAAGUGCAAGGAGAAAAGGAGACAAUGUAAAAUUUUUUAUUGAUAAAGAAGAGCUUCUUCAUGUAUUUUUAAGAUGGAUGAUGGAUGAUGGUAAGCAUCAAAUCACUAUGGGAUUUGGGGCUUAUUCAAUACAUUUAAAAGGGUAAUGGGUGCCUGGGUGGCUCAGUCAUUAAGCAUCUGACUUUGGCUCAGGUCAUGAUCUCAUGGCUCAUGAAUUCGAGUCCCACAUUGGGCAAGCUCGUGCCCCGCUUCAGGUGAGUUUGAGCCUUGCCUCGGUGAGCCCUGCUUCUCCCUCUCUCCCUCCCUUUCUCUCUGCCCCUCACUCGCUCCCUCUCUCUCUCUCUCAAAAAGAAAAAGGUAAUAAAGCAGUUUUAUAUGGCAAUGUCAAUAUUUAUAAAAUAGAAAUUAUAUCCAUUUUCUAAGUUUUAAACUAAUGGUGAGAAAUAUUAGAUGUCACCUUAAAAAUGUGCAGGGAGAUGCAUAGUUGUGUACUUUAUACUAUAUAUAUAUACUUAUAUACUAUUUAGGAAUAGAGAGGCAAAACAAUCUGAAGACUACCACCCGUGACUAGAAAGGUAGAAUGAAGCCUGAUUGCAGACAUUCUUGGAGACUAGGUAGAGUUUAGUCUUGAGGUGGCAAGCCAAUCCCUAAACUUUCAGUUUCCUCACCUGUAAAUGAGGUCCAUUCCAGGUUUUGGAAUAUUCUAUAACUGGCCACAGGGAGGCGUUGAUGGUUGAGAUACUGCUGGGAAGAUAGCCCUGAUGCCUGAAUGCCAUCCAUAUUGGAACCGGUACGAAAAGCUCUCAGUCUUGAGGGACAUAACUAGGGGG
Panthera uncia (snow leopard) is the source of this 6669-nucleotide messenger RNA. RefSeq names its product DEF6 guanine nucleotide exchange factor (gene DEF6). Gene Ontology annotation, cellular component: cytoplasm; nucleus. Bases 57 to 1952 code for a protein of 631 amino acids. The record is from RefSeq and is a predicted model, not a curated record. NCBI's taxonomy places the organism in Eukaryota, Metazoa, Chordata, Mammalia, Carnivora, Felidae. The transcript has 11 exons.